GAUUCUGCGCAUACCUGAUCUCCCCGACCAUGACCACAUCUAAAGCGGGGCAAUAGUCUGCGAAGCUCAGCAGCGCGCUUUCGGCCAUUAAACACUAAGAAACGCAGCAGAGUCACCUCAUUCGCCAGCAGAUUUUCAGGAUGGAGAACCGGGUGACUCUUGGCUCUAUCCAGAAGACCGUCUGGGACGGGCGCAUCCCACUGGAAAUUGCCCUGGCAUCAUCGGAAAGUCGAACUUUUGAUCAGACUGAUCCAUACCUCAUCUCAUACCCACGCAUCUCAUAUCUCCCCUCGUUGCUUCCUAAGCUUCGAGCAUUUUUCUCGAACUCAUUAAUAGAACCAGACUCCCAGCCACAUGAUGGUUGGUUCGAAUUCGAGGGAGUGCCUCUGAAGUGGCAUUAUCCAGUCGGCCUGUUAUUUGACCUUUAUGCUGGAGCGGACCCUGCUUCAAAGACUACCUCAGUAGGUGACGAGUCCCCAGAGAGAGUUUCACCAUUACCUUGGAAAUUGGUAGUGCAUUUCAGAGACUGGCCGGAUGAGGAACUUGUGCGGCUUGACGCCGAUGGUAUGGUCAUGAACGAUGCCUUCAUCAACAGCGUGAAGGAGGCGGAUUUCCUCCGAAACGGCACAGCAAAAGGCAUCAUGAGCCUUUCGAAAGAAGACUCAUCGGGACUUUGGAAGGCCGUCGAAGAUGUUGACCUUCCCUCCUACCAACGCAUAUCAAGCAUUCUCCUUCCUCAACUAUCACAGCCUUUCCGAAAUGUCCCAGUUAGGAUCUUUCUUCCACUGCCACCAGAUGCGGAGUCCUCGUCCUUGAAAGUGGUACAAUCACCAAUUCCACCUUCAAUACCAGCAUCGAGCAUGCAGUCAAGUCAAAUUUUGCCUUCGCGUGCCAGUCCAACUACCCAGAUUCAAACUGUGGGGACUAUCCUGCACACGUUGCUACCAAAUCUCUUUCCUAGUCGGAGAACUCCUGUUCUCGCGAAGCCUGUUUUGCAUGGUGCUGUGAUACCUAUGUCUGCCCCAAUCGAGGAGGUGGUUAGAAGCUCUGCUUAUGGGGAUGGGUGGGCGUAUCUGGUCGUUCGGAUGAUGGGAUGAGCUCAUCCAAGGAGAAUCCAAUGUCUAUCCCGUUAAAUACCUUUAACAUUGCCUCGGUAGACGUGGGACCUCACUGCGGG
Messenger RNA from Penicillium canescens, 1177 nucleotides. RefSeq names its product autophagy protein 5. The record is from RefSeq and is a predicted model, not a curated record. Gene Ontology annotation, biological process: C-terminal protein lipidation; nucleophagy; autophagy of mitochondrion. The transcript has 4 exons. The coding region runs from base 141 to 1097 and encodes 318 amino acids. Lineage: Eukaryota; Fungi; Ascomycota; Eurotiomycetes; Eurotiales; Aspergillaceae. Gene Ontology annotation, cellular component: Atg12-Atg5-Atg16 complex; phagophore assembly site membrane; cytoplasm.